AGUUCACUCCAGCUGAUGGCGCUAUUUGGUAUACCUACCUAUUUGGCAACCUACGAAGAAGACAUCACCGGAAGUAGCAUUUAGCAUGGUGACAAGCCAGAACAAUAGCAGUGAAUAUUAAAACAGAUAUUCGUAUAUAUUAGACAACCAUUUAGGUCUAAAGCUCUGUGCUUUGCAACUUUAAACAUCUAUUUUGUAGUCGUAUCGUGUAUCUUGUAUGAUUCUGUUGUAAAAGCUUUUUGGAAAUGACGGCGUUAGCCUGUAGCUAGCUACAGGACAAGAUCAAUGAACGCGCGCCCGACGUGUUGUACGAUAUAUUUACGUUGAGUGAAUCUAAAGUGCUCAAGUCAUGGCUACCGGUGCGGACGUCAGGGAUAUUCUGGAGUUGACAGGAGGGGACAAUGAUGGGCCCAUCAGUAAGAAGGACCUCAUCAAUUCUGACAAGAAAAAAUCCAAGAAGACAACUGAAACGCUGACCUUCAAGAGGCCAGAGGGAAUGCACAGAGAAGUCUACGCGCUGCUGUAUUCCGAUAAAAAGGAUGCACCCCCGCUUCUGCCAAGCGACACCACCCAGGGUUACAGGACAGUUAAAGCCAAGCUCGGCUGUAAAAAGGUUCGCCCCUGGAAGUGGAUGCCUUUCACCAAUCCGGCUCGAAGGGAUGGCGCCAUAUUCCAUCACUGGCGACGGGCGGCGGAAGAAGGCAAAGACUACCCUUUCGCCCGCUUCAACAAGACCGUACAGAUACCCGUGUACUCGGAACAGGAAUACCAGAUGCAUCUCCAUGACGACGGGUGGACAAAAGCAGAGACGGACCACCUGUUUGAUCUGUGCAAGCGCUUUGACCUACGCUUUGUUGUCGUACAUGACCGAUAUGACCACCAGCAGUACAGAAAACGAUCCGUAGAGGACCUCAAAGAGCGAUACUACGGCAUCUGUGGGAAGCUGACCAAGGUCCGUGCGGCCUCAGGGACUGAGCCCAAAAUCUACAUCUUUGACGCUGGCCAUGAAAGGCGGCGUAAAGAGCAACUGGACAAGCUCUUCAAUCGUACACCGGAACAGGUGGCAGAAGAGGAAUAUCUCAUCCAGGAGCUGAGAAAGAUUGAAACAAGAAAGAAGGAACGGGAGAAGAAAGCUCAGGAUCUGCAGAAGCUCAUAAAGGCAGCCGACACCACCACGGAGCUGAGACGAGCAGAAAAGAGGGUUUCUAAAAAGAAACUGCCGCAAAAAAGAGAGACUGAGAAACCGGCCGUCCCGGAGACCGCAGGCAUCAAAUUUCCAGAUUUUAAAUCUUCUGGAGUUACACUGCGUAGUCAGAGGAUGAAAUUGCCAAGCUCAGUGGGCCAGAAGAAGAUCAAGGCAAUUGAGCAGAUUCUUGCGGAACAAGGAGUCGAUCUCAACCCCAUGCCCACAGAGGAGAUUGUCCAGAUGUUCAACGAGCUGCGGAGCGACCUGGUGCUGCUCUACGAGCUGAAGCAGGCCCACAGCAACUGUGAGUACGAGCAGCAGAUGCUGCGUCACCGCUACGAAGCCCUGCUGAAGGCCGGCAGCGCAGGAGCGUGCGGCGGGCUUGCCGCCGCCGCAUCGCAGGGCAUCGACGCCGGGGGCGCCAACAGCAACGUGGCAUCCACUCUGGUGGGCGAAUCCCAGGCGUGGCCCAACACAGACGACAUCAAGGUCGAAGCCAAGGAGCAGAUCAUCGACGUGGUGGGAGCUCCGCUGACCCCCAACUCGCGCAAACGGAGAGAAUCAGCAUCCAGCUCUUCCUCGGUGAAGAAGGUGAAGAAGCCCUGAUGAGGACCAUACGAGGCACUGGGGCCUCACAUAAGAAAAUGUGAUGACUGAACAGGAGAGACACGGCACAGCAGGACGCCACAUAGAAGCAUCACACACACACACACACACACAUACACACACACACCAGCCCGCUCGGCAUCAUUGCCACAAAAGGCGACGACUGAGUGACAUUUCAUUCCAUUACUGCUCUUCUGCCUGCUUUGGGCCGACGCUCCGCCUCAGAUGAGGCAAGAUCAACUGUAAAUUGCCAGGCUGAGCUAAUGGUGACGUGGGGAAGAAGAUGGGAACGGCUUGGUAAUUGAAAUGAAUUGCUAGGAAAGAGGAAGGCUCCAGGAGUGGGAACACCAUAAUCCACCUCACUCCUGGAAAAACACGCUUGUUUCUACCAGCUUGGAGCUCUUCUGCUUCUCCUUAAUCCAUCUUUCAAUAAACCUUGUGUUAUUUCCCCUUGUGGUGUAGACUUUGUGUACUGGUUGUUUCGGCCACACAACUCACAUUGUCACAUGACACUUUAUUGCUUUGGAACGCGCACGUGCAGUAAGAAUGUAGAAUCAUGGCCUGACAACUAAACACUUCAUUACUAUGAUAAUUAAGCAGCCAUGAGUGUGGCUGGGCACAGUCAUGGGAAAGUGAUUAGUUUCCCUCCUGAUAAUUCUGCUAAUUGCGUGUCAAUGAUGUCGUUUAGCUUAUGUUGACAUUAUUUCUAUGUUAAUUGUGGACGGCUUGACCCAGUUGAAGGUAUCAACUCUGAAUCUUUAAUUACUAUACGUUGGUCUGACCGUGUUUUCAAACACGAACGCCAUGCAGCAACUUACUCAAAGAUGCCUUCAGUACUUUACACUUCAUAUUCCACUUCUGGAUGGACGGAAACUUGUUCUAAUCUAAUCUAAUCUUCAAGUUUUGGAUAACUUUCUACUUCUCAAGACCGAUAUACUAAUAACCAAUCACAUUUUUAUACUAAUUUUGUUAUUUAGAUGUAUCUGUAGCUUUCCAACCCGCCGGUUCGCUAAUUUAUUCAAGAUAUUUAACAAUAUUUUUUUACAUCAAAAUGGCAGAUUUCGGCAUAUAAAUAUUUAAGUUGCACUUCUUUAUCCGUCUCUUCUAGGAGGUUUGCCACCAGCUGCUUAUAAUGAUAUGCCUUGUAGUUUCCAAGAAACUGAUGCAAAAGUCAAUUUCAUGAAAUGUGUCUAAUGCAUGCAUUUUGUCCACUUCCAAGACAGAUUUCUGCAAUAAAAACAAAGCAUUUGAUGUGAAAACACCAGACAUAUUCAUAUGAAUGUUUUGACUUUAUUCCUGUAAAAUUACUGCUGAUUUUUACAUUUUUGCAUUUUUUUGGGGGGUCCUUGUUAAAUAAUAUUUUUUAAAUAUAAGUUGAAGUAUUGAAGAAAAAAUAGUCGUAAUAUUACCAAAAACAUAAAUAAAAUUGUACUUUUUGGAAAAUAAGGUUGCUGAAAAAUAAAGUCAAAAUAUGGGGAAAAAAAUAAAUUAAGGUUGAAAUAAAUAAAAAAGAGUUUUAUGAGAAUAAAGUCAGGAUAUGCAUGGAAAUAAAGUCAUAAUUACAAGAAGAAAGUUGAAAUAGAUGGAAAAUUUAUUAGAAACAGCAGCUCUCGAAAAUAAGCUGUAAUUUUAUGAGGAUAAAGACAAAAUAUUAAGAAAAAGAAAUGAUAUUGGAACGAGGAAAAAAUGCCUAAUAUCUAUGACAAUUUUAGUAACGUAAAGCUGAAAUAUUAACAGAAAGAAAGAAAAAGAAAAUAGUUUUUCAGAGUAUGAGAAACAAAGAAAACAACAGUUUUAAAUGGUUUUGCUGAAAAAAUGAUAAUUUUACGAGAAUAAAGUGAAAAUAUGGAAAUAAAAGAAGGAAAAAAUGUCCAGGAAGAAAGUUAAAAAAUGGAAAAAAACACAUGUAAUUUUUUCACCAUAAGGGAAAGUUAAAAUGUUAGGAGAAGUUGUAACAAGAAAAAAAACAAUUUUUGCAGGAAUAAAGUCAUAAUCCAUCCAUUUUCUAUAUUGCUAAUCCUCACUACGGUCACGGGGUAAUGCCAUGCAAUUGUCACACUUUAUGUUCCAGAUACUACAACAACAGAACACUUUCCCGAUACUAACGGUGGCCUAUGUCAUAUCUACCGUAAUAGGAAAUACACACAUAUGGAUGACUAUAGGGUUGUUAUUUCAUGUCAAGAGGGCUCUAAUACUUUUUACACCCAGAAUAGCUGAAUACUUGAAGGAUGCAAAUGUGACAUCAUUUGCACCAAGAUCAUGUUGGAGGUCUUUGGAGCACCAUCCACCUUCUCACCAUCCUUGGCCUCGGCUUAUGUAAGAUUCUUAUUGGCCUGCCACUGCGGGUCUUAACCAAACCUGUUCCUGUGGUCUUCCAGUUCCUCACUAUGUUCCUCAGAGUGGAACCUGACAGCUGAAAUAUCUGAGCUAGCUAUUGUAUCGUUGCCGUAGACCAGGGGUGAGUAAACUACGGCCCGGGGGCCACAUCCGGCCUGCCAAGUGUUUGAAUACGGCCCGCCCAUUCUUUCCAAAGUAUUUAAUUUCAAUUUAACAUCCAACCUGGCAUCGUGACUCGAGCCAACCUUUUGAUGGUUUAAGUAGCUGUUUUGUCAAUUUUGUUAUUUGAUGUGGUCUGCUGUUUACAAAGUGCUCCUGAAAAAAGGGACACAACACACACACUUUUUACAGAUACAAUACUUCAGGUGGACAGUUACAUGUAAAAUAUAUAGUCUGGCCCCCCCAUAAAUUUUGUUAAAGCAAUGCGGCCCACGUGUCAAAACAUUUGCCCACCCCUGCCCUAGACCAUGAUGUUUUUGCUCUCAGGUCAUGUGACAGUUGUUUUGAGGCUACCAUGGUACUACUCUUUAGAGCAGUGUUUUUCAACCUUUUUUGAGCCACGGCACGUUUUUUACAUUGUAAAAAUCUUGUGGCACACCACUAACCAAAAAUGUUCCAAAAUGUCACCACGACCUCACACGUGCAUCAAUAAGUCUAUGGGAGGAACAAGGUAGGUGUUGCCACACGGACCAAUAUUACAUUGCUCUGCCAGUCUUUACACCACAGACACUCCAGUAGCCAUGUUUUUACAUCACCACUUUUUCUCUUUCCCAAUCACCUUUCGGGAAACAAUGGUAUCCAUGGAAAGGAAUAUUCCAAUCUCUUGUCUACAUGCGGCGUGAAAAUCAACCAGAAUAGUCAAUAGAGUAUGCGCAGUAAAACGUAAACAUCAACAUCACGUGAUACCGACUUCCCCGAGUUAUUCUUUCACUUGUUGGAAUAACUCCGUAUUGCCAGUUUUUCGUCUGUCCAGUCUUGAAGUUUAGUUUGAAUCAAAAACAAACUUUGCUUAGUCCAGUGCCGAUUGCUGGCCUCCAUUUUUAAAAGUGAAGAACGUCUGGAUCUGCGUGUUACGUCAUAUCUGAGCAUGCGCUGAAAGAACGCACCCGGGAUCAAUUUAAACAGGAAAAGAUCAAAUUCAAUCUUGCUAAUAUUUUAUAAUUAAACUGAGGACAUGUUUUAUAUAGAUAUAUAUUUUCUUUUUUAAUAAAACUGCACUUGUGAAUAAAGUAUAGAAGGGUUUAGAUUCUGUUCCACAGAUGGCGCUAAUGCACACGAAAGCUGCUUGCCAACCGCCAAUAAACAACAGAAGAAGAAAAACACCACGAAGAAGAAGGCACCCUGACAACUUUCCGUUUGAGCGGGUACAAGAUACCUCAAUCGGAUUGGUUAAAGGAAUAUUCCAUCCCUGUUCAAUUCUUUCCGUUUGAGCAAAUAAACCAAAGUGAAUUGGAAUAUUUGGGUCCAUGUAUACUAUUGACAUAAUGGCUAUUGACAUAAUAUACACAAUUAUAAAAAGUGAUAU
Molecule: messenger RNA, 5654 nt
Organism: Doryrhamphus excisus (bluestripe pipefish)
Lineage: Eukaryota; Metazoa; Chordata; Actinopteri; Syngnathiformes; Syngnathidae
Gene: dmap1
Product: DNA methyltransferase 1 associated protein 1
Biological process (GO): chromatin remodeling; DNA repair; negative regulation of transcription by RNA polymerase II
Cellular component (GO): NuA4 histone acetyltransferase complex; nucleus; Swr1 complex
Molecular function (GO): transcription corepressor activity
Source: RefSeq, a predicted model, not a curated record